Durotheca rogersii is the source of this 1194-nucleotide messenger RNA. Its product is annotated as pyruvate formate lyase activating enzyme. Gene Ontology annotation, molecular function: catalytic activity; iron-sulfur cluster binding. The transcript is spliced from 3 exons. Bases 1 to 1194 code for a protein of 397 amino acids. The record is from RefSeq and is a predicted model, not a curated record. Lineage: Eukaryota; Fungi; Ascomycota; Sordariomycetes; Xylariales; Xylariaceae.
AUGUCAUUAAGUAGUAGUAGGGCGCGGACAGGCCUUCGAGAUAGCAGCCUUCGUCAUCGUCUCACCCAUCUCAUCGCCGGUCGUCCCCGUCAUCGGAUUCGAUCGCUCCAUCUCGCGCCUCCCUUCCUGCUAGACGACUACACCCCGCGAUACCAGCUCCUGUCCGAGGUCGAGGCGUCCAAGAAGCGGUCGCUCGCUUAUGCGCACCUGCGGAACUGCAAUCUCUGCCCCCGGCUCUGCGGCGUUAACCGUUAUGAGAGGACGGGCAUGUGUCUUAUCGGGCAUAAUGUCAAAGUCAACGUGAUUGCGCCGCACUUCGGCGAAGAGCCUUGCAUCCAGGGUCACAACGGCAGCGGCUCGGUCUUCUUCUCGGGCUGCAACCUGAGAUGCACGUUUUGCCAGAACCACGACAUCUCUCACCAGAGGAACGGGUUUGACCUGGAGCCCGAAGAGCUGGCGCAAUGGUAUCUCAAGCUGCAGGACGUCGGCCACGUCCACAACAUCAACCUCGUCACGCCCGAGCACGUGGUGCCCCAGGUCGCCCUAUCCAUCCUACACGCGCGCGACCUGGGGUUGAAGGUGCCGAUCGUGUACAACACGUCGGCCUUCGACUCGCUGGCAUCGCUCGAGCUCAUGGACGGCCUCGUCGACAUCUACCUGCCCGACUUCAAGGUGUGGAGCGCGGCGACGUCGCGGCGCCUGCUCAAGGCCGACGACUACGCCGCGACGGCGUCCGAGAGCAUCCGCGCCAUGCACGCCCAGGUCGGCGACCUGUGCUUCACCCCCGACGGCAUUGCCAAGCGCGGCCUGCUCGUGCGGCACCUCGUCAUGCCCGGCAAGGAGGACGAGGGCGCGCAGAUCAUGCGGUUCCUCGCCGAGCGCGUCUCGCGCGACGUCUUCGUCAACAUCAUGGAGCAGUACCGCCCCGACGCCCACGUCGGGAAGCCGAAGCGGCGGAGAGUCGCGAAGGAGAAGGGGAACGAGGGGGGCGAAGGCGAGGGUGAGGAUGCCGCCGCGGUCGAACACGACGCCCGCCCGGAAGACAAGGGGAGCGCGGAGAAGGAAGAGGUCAGGUACGCAGACAUAAACCGCCCCGUCACCAAGGACGAGAUUUAUUCCGUGAGGAAAGCCGCCGAGGCCGUAGGGCUCUGGCGCUUCUGCGACCCCCCAAGACACGACGGAUUUGCUUUAUGA